AUGCCAAAGAAAGCUCAACGAGUUAUCUUUCCAAAUUAUGAUGAGUUAAUGGAACUCUGCAAAGACAACUGUUCCAUUUACAAUGCCUUGUAUACUCUUAGGACAAAUGAUGAAGAUGCAGUAAACAAAGUAUACGAAAUGAUCAAAGAGAAGAUGUAUUCACCAAACCAAAUCAUUAAACAUCUUAACUACUUGUCAACGUUCAAUCUUCGUUAUAUCAAGUCUUACUAUAACAUUUUCAAGAAAUUGUACAACGAGUAUCAUCCAAGGCAAGCAAGAGAACUCAUCCCGAUUCUUGAUUACUUUUACUACAAAGAAUAUGGUGUUGUUUUAGUCGAAAAUCAUAAAAAUCUUUUUGACAGCUUCAAAGAUGUCACAUUUGAUGUUCAUGAAGAGUCAUCUAUUUACAGAGCAAUCAUUGAAGACAAUAAGAAGAAUUUCAUAAUCUAUUCGCAAAAGGAUUCAUUUGAUCCAGAGCAGAGAUUGAAGAGUUUAUUAUAUCCUGCUUCACAAGAAGGAUAUACAUUCACCGAAUUGUGCUGUUUUCAUGGUUCAGUUAAUAUUUUCAAGUACCUUAUUUCAGAGUUCGAAACCAAGAUCACUCCUACGUGCCUUCAUUUCUCAUUCUUGAGUGGCAAUCCAGAAAUCAUGAGUGAGUGCCUGAAAUUUCAAGUUCCAGAUAAAGAAUGCAUGAAGUAUGCAAUCAUUUCACACAACAUUGACUUCGUUGCAUUCUUGUAUAAUGAACACAAGAUAGGAAUCGAUCUCGCCUCAUGCUGCAAGUAUUGCAAUGUGCAAGCAUUCCUAAUGCAUUACGCUUUGGAAAAUGAUACUGAUGAAUGCUUUGUCUAUUCCCCAUCAUUUAUGAGUCUUCCUCUGUGCGAGUAUUUCAUAAAGAAAGUCGGAAAUAUCAACAAGAAGGGCAAAAGCGACUGUGGAGCUCUCAAUAUCGCAUCUGCUAAUAACUUCAUAGAAGUUGUUGAGAUUCUACUAAAAAAGGGAGCAUUCACCAAUGUGAAAGAUAGUAAUGGAAAUGGUCCCCUCCACAAUGCAGCUCUGAAUAAUUGCAAGGAGUGCGCAGAAAUUCUUCUUUCGCAUGGAAUGAAACCUAGUGUCAAGCGAGAGAAAGGAGAGACUCCACUCCAUGUUGCAGCAUUGUUCAAUUGCAGAGAUACAGCAAAAGUCCUCCUUGAACACGGUUCAGAUAUUGAAGCACUAGACAAAAAUGGCCAUAACGCACUCUUCUAUGCAAUCAAUAAUGGUGCGAAUGAAACAGCAGAGCUCCUACUCAUGCAUGGUGCAAAUAUGAAUAUUAAAUUUGAAUCAGGAAAAUGUGCAAUUCAUCAGGCAGCACUAAAGAAUAUGAUUAAGAUAAUUGAACUCAUGCUAUCAAAAGGAGUAAAUAUCGAUGCAAAAGAUGAAGAUGAACUAACCGCUUUUCAUUACGCAACAAUUUAUCGCAGAAUAAAUACACUAAUGUUUCUUGCUUCUCACGGUGCAGACAUCAAUGCAAGAGAUAAUGAAGACAAAACCGCUCUUCACUAUGCCGCAAUGAAGAAUAAUAUUGAAGAAGCUGAGUACCUCAUCCAUUUGGGAUUAGAUGUAAAUGCAGUCGAUUAUUUAAAUAAAACGCCUCUUCUUUAUGCAGUAGAAAAUGGCAACACAGAAAUUGCAGAGUUGCUGAUUGCAAUUGUUUCAGACACCAAUGCAGAUAAAAACACAAUGACUGAGCUUCUUUAUAAUGCAACCAUUAAUGACCACACAGAUAUUGCAAAACUUACUGUUUCAAAUGGCGCAGACGUUAAUCAUAAGUUCUUUGGUUACAAGAAAACAGCGCUUCAUAUUGCCUGUGAAAUAAAUAACAUAGAAUUAGCAGAAUUUCUCAUUUGGCGCGGUGCUGAUAUCAACGCGAAAGAUGAAAGGGGAUGUUCUCCCAUUUGGUAUACAAUCAGAUCGGCUGAUUAUCAAAAAAGAAUUGAAUUAGUCGAAUUUCUCAUAUCUCAUGGUGCAGAUAUCAAUACAAAAGAUAAACAUGGAUUGAGUCUGAUUAUUGAUGCAGCAAGUUCGUUUGAUUCAGAACUUGUUAAAUGCCUCAUUUCACAUGGGGCAGAUAUCAAAGCAGUUGAUUCUCAUAACAAAACAGCACUUUAUCAUUCUGCUUCUUUCAAAUUUUAUAAUGAUAGUUCAGAGUUUCUUAUUUCGCAUGGUAUAGAUAUCAACGCAAAAGAUGACAUGGGGAAAACUGCUCUCCACCUUGCUGCAGAAAGUCAAAACAUCGAACUAGCCAUUAUGCUUAUUUCUCAUGGUGCAGACCCAUACAUAAAGAAUAUGUUUGGGGAUACACCUCUAGAUAUUGCUACAAAAAAGCGCAAUCAAAAAUUGAUAGAUGCAUUGAUUACCCCAAAAGAAGAACAAUAA
This is a messenger RNA of Trichomonas vaginalis G3, 2418 nucleotides long. RefSeq names its product ankyrin repeat and SOCS box-containing protein 4 family. The transcript has a single exon. Bases 1 to 2418 code for a protein of 805 amino acids. Gene Ontology annotation, molecular function: protein binding. The record is from RefSeq and is a predicted model, not a curated record. Lineage: Eukaryota; Parabasalia; Trichomonadida; Trichomonadidae.